CCAGUGAGCGAAUCUUAUCAGGAAAAAAAAAAACUCAAUCAAAAUUAUCCGAUCUGAUCGAUGGCGGAGACAUUCAAGAUCCGGCGACUUGAGAUCUCCGAUAAGAGAAAAGGAUUCAUAGAGCUUCUAGGUCAACUCAGCGUCACCGGAUCAGUGACUGACGAAGAAUUCGAUAGGCGAUUCGAAGAAAUCAGUUCGUACGGAGACGACCACGUGAUCUGCGUGAUCGAAGAUGAGGCGUUGGGGAGAAUCGCAGCUACGGGAAGCGUUGUGAUAGAGAAGAAGUUUCUGAGAAACUGCGGUAAAGCUGGACACAUCGAGGACGUUGUUGUGGACUCGAGGUUUCGCGGGAAACAGCUGGGCAAGAAAGUGGUGGAGUUUCUCAUGGAUCAUUGCAAAUCGAUGGGUUGCUACAAGGUGAUUCUUGAUUGUAGUGUGGAUAACAAAGCCUUCUAUGAGAAAUGUGGGUUGAGCAAUAAAGCUAUUCAGAUGUCUAAGUACUUUACUUGAAAGUUUCAUGUUUCUUUUUUUUUUGUCUUGUAGAAGAAUCUUGAGGUUUGUUCAGUUUUACUUAUCUAUGGUUCUGAUUCUGCACAAUCUACAAAGCUUCUCACA
This is a messenger RNA of Capsella rubella, 615 nucleotides long. Its product is annotated as glucosamine 6-phosphate N-acetyltransferase. Gene Ontology annotation, molecular function: monosaccharide binding; glucosamine 6-phosphate N-acetyltransferase activity. The transcript has a single exon. The record is from RefSeq and is a predicted model, not a curated record. Gene Ontology annotation, biological process: UDP-N-acetylglucosamine biosynthetic process. NCBI's taxonomy places the organism in Eukaryota, Viridiplantae, Streptophyta, Magnoliopsida, Brassicales, Brassicaceae. Gene Ontology annotation, cellular component: endoplasmic reticulum; endoplasmic reticulum-Golgi intermediate compartment; Golgi apparatus. Bases 61 to 510 code for a protein of 149 amino acids.